GAGAGUUCUCGAAAAAUGGAUUUAUAUUAUCUGCAUUUAUUUUUCAUACUUAUAAUACUGUUCACCUUUAAAUACAGUCAAAAAAUAACUACAGCUAUCGUCGAACAAAGACAAACGCGAUUUUUUCCGUUUUUCAACGUAAUUCGAUUUUCAAAUUCUGCUUGCACAAGUAAAAACUACAACGGUACUUGUUACUCAAAAAAAGAGUGUACUAACUACGGAGGUGCGGAUUAUGGUAGUUGCGCUAAUGGAUUCGGAACUUGUUGUGUAUUUGAGAAAACUUGUGGAACUUCAACUAUAGCAAAUACUACUUAUUUCACGAGUCCUUCUUAUCCAAAAGCUUAUGUAGGGGGAAGUAGGUGUUUUAUUCAGGUUCAGAAGUACAACACCGACAUAUGUCAGUUACGCUUAGAUUUCAUUGAUUUCACACUUGCUCAACCAUCAUUUGAUGGAAUAUGUAAUGUCGAUUCGUUUUUAAUUACUGGUGGAUCUUCUCAUGUGCCUCAACUUUGUGGAGAAAAUACAGAUCAACAUGUUUAUAUUGAUUUUGAUGGUUCAACACCAAUUACCAUAUCUAUUGACACUAAGUUGAACUACACAAUCAAAAGACGCUGGAAUAUAAAAAUACAACAAAUUUUUUGUUUUUCAGAACUUCAUGCACCAAGAGGCUGUCUUCAGCAUCAUACUUCUGUAUCCGGUAGUGUAAUUAGUUUCAAUUACGGUUCUUUCAAUAGUUUGAAUUUAAAUGGAACUCGAGAAAUAGCUCAACUCAAUUAUGGAAUUUGCAUUACAAAACUAUCUGGUUAUUGCAUUCUAAAAUGGUCUGCCACAGACUUUGGAAUAGCUAGCUACUCAUCAACAAAUGAUACAGUUUCUUCAUGUAGAAAUAAUUUUAUAAUGAUUCCAAACUCAAAAGAGAUUGAUACAAACCCUAAUCAUGUGCUCUCUAUACCAACAGAUCGAUUUUGCGGAGAGAAUUUUGUACCUAGAAUUACAAAUCUGUCACCAUUUGUUCUCUAUGUUGUUACGGAUUCUACAGCCAUUAAAUCCAGUAAUAAUCAGAGCAGAGGCUUUAUCAUGAAUUUUGAACAGAAAAUGUGUUUGGAUGCUUAUUCUUAAAUAUUGUAUGAAAUAGAGUGUUACUUAUUCAGUAAAUACUUUCAAAAAUUGACUAUUUUUAUUAACAUAUUAUCAAUAUACAC
Molecule: messenger RNA, 1202 nt
Organism: Trichogramma pretiosum
Lineage: Eukaryota; Metazoa; Arthropoda; Insecta; Hymenoptera; Trichogrammatidae
Exons: 8
Coding region: 16-1119 (367 amino acids)
Source: RefSeq, a predicted model, not a curated record